AGUGCAGAAUAGUUUUCGUGACAGUAGUCUCCAUCUAGACACAUACUAGCCUGGCUUGUAUUGCCCAUACACAGUCAAAUCUUUUAAUGUGUUUGAUAUCAUGAAGAGGGAGAAAAUUCUUUCAUUUUCAUCUUGAUUCUUAUCCAAAAUUCAAUUGUGCGUUUGUGUGAUUUCGUUUUCAUUAAUCCAGUUUUUACCGAUUUUAAGGGAAAUAUUGAUUGAUUGAUUGAACAUCGCAGGAAGUCAAAAACUUUUCAGCUGGAAAAUGGUUCUUGUAGAGAAUGCUUUACACCCGGUUGAUUACGCUGUGAUCGUCGUCCAUUUCCUCAUCGUACUCGCUCUCGGGAUCUGGUCGGCAUGGAAGUCAAACCGGAGUACAACCAGUGGUUACUUCUUAGCAGGUCGAGAUAUGGCAUGGUGGCUGGUGGGCCUAUCUCUGUAUGUGAGUAACAUCGGUAGUGGAUCGUUUAUUGGUCUUGGGGGAACCGCUGCCGUGUCGGGUUAUGCCGUAGUUUCUUACGAAUUCCACGGUCUGUUUUCUCUUCUUAUAUUGGGUUUCAUCUUCACUCCGAUCUACAUAUCAUCAGGGGUAACUACAGUUCCGGAGUAUCUUCAGAUUCGAUUUGGAGGUCAAAGGUUACGUCUUCUCCUUGCUGUUGUUUCUAUCAUUUUUAUUGUCCUCACAAACCUUUCGGCUGAAAUGUACGCUGGUACAGUGAUCAUUCAACAAUCUUUAGGAUGGAAUCUUUAUCUAUGUGUCGUAUUGAUUCUUGCUAUGACUGGUGUAUAUACUGUAGCUGGAGGUUUGACCGCUGUUAUCUAUACUGAUGCUUUACAAUCGGUCAUUAUGGUCACAGGUGGAAUGAUUCUAUUUAUCAUAGCUAUCAUUCGCAUUGGCGGAUUUGAUGCUCUUCGGCUAGCCUAUAUGACAGCCAUACCCAACGAUACUCAGUUAAAUCCUAAUACAACAUGUGGAAUACCCCAAGAGACUGCCUGGCAUAUCUUUCGUCCAGCUGAUGAUAGUGAUCUUCCAUGGCCUGGAGUUGUCUUUGGUAUCUUUCUUCUAUCCAUACAUUACUUUUGUACCAAUCAGGUGUUGGUCCAACGUUCAUUGUCUGCUAGGAAUUUAACACACUCUAAAGCUGGAUCCAUUCUAGCAGCUUCUCUCAAGGUUUUACCAAUGAUUCUUAUGAUCUUCCCUGGGAUGAUCAGUAGAGCUAUGUGGCCAGAUGAAGUAGCAUGUCAGGAUUCAGAUAAAUGUAUGGAGAUAUGUGACAACCCAAACGGAUGUUCAAACAUUGCUUAUCCUCUUCUUGUUCUGAGAUGGAUGCCUGUAGGUCUGAGGGGUUUGAUGUUGGCUGCCAUGUUAGCCGCUCUGAUGAGUUCAUUGACCUCUGUAUUUAACAGUCUUAGUACACUCUUUACUAUUGAUAUCUGGAAUAAAAUCCGACCAUACUCUACUGAGCUUGAGCUUCUCAUCGUCGGAAGGUUAUGUACUCUUGUUCUUGCUGCUGUGAGUGUAUUAUGGCUACCUCUCAUCGAAGCAUUCGGUUCUGGUGAAUUAUUCGUCUAUAUUCAAUCAAUGACGUCAUACCUAUCUCCACCAAUCUUCGCCAUCUAUUCAGUUGGAAUGUUCUGGAGUCGUACCAAUGAACAGGGUGCAUUCUGGGGUCUUGUAUUUGGUGAGGCUACUGGUCUAACUCGUAUGGUCCUGGACUACAUCUACUCAGCACCAGGAUGCGGUAACGAGGAUACUAGACCAGCGAUGAUAAAAAACUUUCAUUUUCUACACUUUGCUUGUUUUCUGUAUGGCGCCACAGUUCUAGCUGUGGUGGUUGUUAGUCUACUUACUCCUGCUAUCGCUCCAGCCAAGUUGAUAGGUCUGACUUACUGGACGCGAAACAGCAAAGCACCGAGAGAGCCAAUGUCAGAGGAAGAGGAGCUGAAAAAUGAAGAACGACAGAAGAUUAAAAAACAAAGAGAAAUUGAAAAUUAUAAGGGGCGUGAUGAAAAUCCCUCAUUUGGUCGUCGAACAUGGAAUCUACUGUGUGGUAUUACAGACGCUCCUCCAGCUCCAGAGCUUACUGAAGAAGAGAAGCAAGAAGAGAAAAGAAAACUGACGUCAUUAGAUGAAGACCCGUUCUGGUCACGUGUUGCUAUGGUUGCGAUGAUCGUCUGUAUGGCUUUUGGUGUCUUCGUUACCGCAUUCUUUGCCUAAUUCACUCAAGAAAUCAUUAAUGUUCUUAAUCUCACGAUUUUCCACACUUUCUUCAUAAUGUAAUUUCUUAUUCUCUUGCAUUGUUCGUCCUUCUGUUCCCCUCUUUUCAAAAUAAUUUCUUUUUUGUUUUGUUUCUUGUCUCUUUCAACCCAGUACCGUGUUCAAAUAUGCAACAAAUUAAAAAUCGUUUUUAUGUAGUUCUAGUUCUGCAACGUUGUUUUCUUUAUGCAAGCGCGAUAUCCGAUAUCAUAUCAUAACAUGCGCUUAAGGACGUUCCACAGUUAUGUUUGUGCGCAUUAUGAUCUGCGCAUAGUUUACACUCUGCGCGCUGACGUCACAAGGGAUGAACAGGUGAUUAAUUAGCUGCGGGUAUGAGCUGAUUUUUCUCAUCUUUUGCACUUUAACUGCAGAUCCGAUGCGUUAUUUCAUGAAGCUAAAUAAGGGAAUUAUUUCAUGGACCAUUAAAAAAAAAUUCUCUACAAUUUCAAAAUACUUUACUCUGCAGUACUACCAAGAAUCACGAAUAUUACCCCGAGUUUAAAUAAAAUGGUAGAGUGGUUUUGAUUUUUUCUUCACAUAGAUACAAAGCAUUCGACGCAAUUUUGGUGUUUUAAAAAGCACAUUUGCUCUAAUAAAAGUGCUGAUAGUUUAAAAACAAGCACAUGAACCCCCAUGUUUUAAUGUUUGUACCUCUUAGGUAUACUUUCCUCUACAACUCUGCAAAUUUUGGUGAAAAUGACAUGGAUUUUGAAUAAAGUGCAGCAUUUAUUGUACGUUUGUAGUUUGUUACUGAAAGUUUACAUUUUUUAGAUUGGGAUUUUGUUAUCUUUUACGCCAUUCUUAAGAACUGACAGUGCUGUUAAACUUACAAUUGCAAACAAAUAGCACUAUAAAUAGAUUCUCCAUUCUAACGAUACAAUUAUUAACUCUCUUGCAAAAUUUGAUGACUUUUUCAUGUAUUUUGACUGAGUAAUAGAGGUUUAAACUCAUUGUAGUAAUCUUGGGCGGUCUAAAAAUGCUAAAUUCUUUUAAAUGCGCAAUUCUUAAGAACAUCAAUUUGGGUGAACUUUGAAGCUCUAUAGCAAAAAAUCAAGCACAUGGACCUAUGUUAAUUUUUGCAUAUUUCGAAUAUUAAGGUUCUAAAGUAUCUAUGUGCAAAGUUUGGUGAAAAUGACAUGGAUUUCACUUUAACUGUUGAACGUCCUUAAUAUAAAGCUUGCAGUUAGUGAUUGAUUGCGUAUUUCUAAAAUUAGAAUUCAAUUUCUUUUCUGUCCAAUGACACGAAAAAUUAGACCAUAUUCAACAUCUUUGACUUUUUAUGCGAAUUCAACUCAAGACCUCAUGACAAAUAAUAUAGGUGUAUGUGUCAAAAUGGAGCUGUUUGAUAAUAAAUCAAAUGUUGUCAUGGUUUCAUAUUCUCUACAUUCGGCAUAAUUCCUCGAACGCUUUUUUUGUCAAGGCUGAGUUAAUAUUUGGCUUCAUGACUGAGCUCAUGUGGAGUGUAUUAUAGCCAUGAAUUCAAAUAUAAGUAUCGCGGAGAAAAAAGGAAGCGAUUGUUUAAACAUUUGCACUUGUGCAUUUGCGUGAAUUUGUUGUAGUUCCUUAAAUGUUAUUUUUUCUUUUUAGAUAAAUGUAAGGGCAGAUACUAAGUGAAGAGAGAAAAUUAUUAAAUAGUGAAAAUAAGAAGCAAAACCCGAUGUGGUCUUUUAUAUUUCCAUAUGAAAUAAUCAUGACAAUAUAUUUCAAAGAUGGAGCUUAUAAAUUGGUAGCAAGAACAGACAAUUUACACCAUAGUGUCAUCCUCUUUUCUUCUCUUUUUAUCAAUGUUUAUUGCUUUUCACAAAACAUCAACGAAUUACAAAACUGCUUUUUGCUUAGGAUAUCACACAGUAAACAUGGUAAAUGGUUACAAAAUUGCGAAUUGGUUGACUUUUGGUUGAUUGUGUAUAAGAUUUGUUUGCUUUUAUCAAUGCUAUUUUAAUUUUUUUGGCGACAAUGAUUACCAGAUACAUGUAUACUAAAUCAUCUAUCAACCAUUGAUUAACUACAUGAUUUGCACAUUCCGUAAGAAAAACAUGCGUCAUGAAUGAAAAAAAGUAUUCGUCUAUUUACAAAUUUGGUUGUCGCUUGCUCACUUGAAAUUAAGAAUCUGUGUUUUUUUUCAGUGGUGGUAAAAAAGUUUGCAACAUAUGAAUAUUGUGUCCCGUUGGAAUUUUCCCUAUUUGUAUUUCAUUUGAAAUAUAAUUUGGGGCCAUUUCAGAAUCUAGGUUUGAUCCUGUAAUUUCUUUCUGCAGGACAAAAAAUAAUUCUCAACAUAUUUUUUGAAUAUUGAUCUAAUAUUAUUUGUAUAGUUAUGUUAGAUUUAGAGUACACACCCAAACACAAAUCAUAUUGAUUGUGAUUAUAUUUCUUGAGAUAAGUUUACUGAUUUUAUGUCUCAAAAUACAGGGUUUAAAUCAAAAUUAUGUCAUUUGUGUAUAUAUUCAAAGCUGUUUAAAGAUUGAAUUACCUUGUUUUUAGAGUUGAAAAAAGUCUCUAGCCAUGUAAUAAAUUUGUCAAUUAUAUUUUGGAUAAAAUUAUCUGUUGUAUCAUAUUUGAGAAUUGUUAAGACGUAUAUUAGAUUAGGUUGCAAGAGUCUGUAUUUCAUUUUAAUUUCUUUUAGAAAGAAGUCUUGCAAUUGUCGAAUGUAUUUGUCACAAUAUUCAUACCGUGUGUGUUUUAUAAACACCUGUCGUCUGACAUGUUUCCUGAGGCCCGUUGAGUUUCAACUCAACUAAAAAAAUCAAGCGCAAGUUCAUAUAUACGCGAGUUUCAUUGGUUGAAAAUAAAUUUGCGUUUGAUUUUUAGAGUAACGUUUGAUCUAAACUCUUUCUGCAAACGGGUCCCAGACCUGACAACCGUACAUGGUAUGGGGAGCAUUUCAUCAACAUUCUGGUCUGACAAGUUGUCAGAUCUGGAAAAUUUCCUCGAAUUUGAUUGGCUGAGAAGCAGUGUUUCUAUACGGUAACAGUCGGAUAAAACGUCCAAGUCCUUUCAUGAAUUAAUGCUCCCUUAAUUGACAAGGGGGGGGGGGGGGACGGGGGAUCGCCCUUAUGAUUUUUAAGUAGUGAAAAAAUAAUGAGAGAGAGAAUAGAUGAUACAGAAAAUCGAAGAAAGAAGAGGGUAGAAGUGAAAAGUAUAACGACAUAAUAGCCGUUAAAUUCAAUAUAAAAAAUAUGACAUCACCACCAGGUCGUCCUGCUCAUGUAUCAAAAUACCUUGGCUCUACCCCUGCGUAGCUAUCGGACAACUUGUCAGUAGUCACCUUUUAUGAAAUGACCUCCAGAUAACGAUGUGUAACGAUGUCAUGUUUGUGGUAUUGAAAAUGAUAUUCAUAGUUUGUUGAAUAAAAUAGAUGCAAGAAUUA
Lytechinus pictus (painted urchin) is the source of this 5624-nucleotide messenger RNA. RefSeq names its product sodium/glucose cotransporter 4-like. The coding region runs from base 266 to 2218 and encodes 650 amino acids. Gene Ontology annotation, molecular function: D-glucose:sodium symporter activity. Gene Ontology annotation, biological process: transmembrane transport. Gene Ontology annotation, cellular component: plasma membrane. NCBI's taxonomy places the organism in Eukaryota, Metazoa, Echinodermata, Echinoidea, Temnopleuroida, Toxopneustidae. The record is from RefSeq and is a predicted model, not a curated record. The transcript has 14 exons.